This is a messenger RNA of Phytomonas sp. Hart1, 1128 nucleotides long. Lineage: Eukaryota; Euglenozoa; Kinetoplastea; Trypanosomatida; Trypanosomatidae. The record is from the annotation of a GenBank genome assembly.
AUGUGGAGUCAAUUUCGUCACGCCCACAGCGCGUGCGUGACCUCCCUGACCUUUAGCCCUCACGUAGGGCUCUAUUCGCAUCUGUUGUGCUCUACCUCUGGGGAUGAGACGGUGGCCCUGUGGGACUACUAUUCCGGGGUGAGUAUCGCCCGUCUCCGGCACCACCGGGAGCCGGUCAACCACGCGUUAUUCCUCCCGGACGAGCCCCACCACCUCCUUACUGCCUCCGACGACGGCAGCAUCGCGCUGUGGGACCUGCGACGCCCGGAUCACCCCCUGGGGAGCCUCCACGACUUCCCUGAAGGGGUCAAUAAGGUGAUCCUGUUGCCCCUUUCCUGUCUCCCGGAACGAGGGGAAGGCUCCCCGGCCUUCCCGCGCCCGCGCUACCUCACCGGAAGCGCCUGUGACGACGGCAAGGUCUACCUCCACGGGGUGUAUGCCCUAUCCGACGCCCCGAAUGACGGCGAGGUCACCUUUGCGUCCUCGAUGACGAUCGGGGUCCUCCUCGAUUCUUUUUGGGCUUCCGUGAGUACGGUGAACGACCUCGUGUGGAUUCCCGAGACGGAGCUCCUCCUCACCGCCUCCGAGGAUGGCGCGCUGCGGGGCUGGCGGCUGGGGGUGGACCCUACCACCCCUCCCCAGGAGCGGCUCUUGCAGAACCUCGACGACUUCGAGAAUCCGGUUAAUCACGUGGUGAAGGUCCCGGAAGGGUGGAUGGACCCCCCAGCGGGGGCGGGGAUCGCUUCGUCAUCGAGAUCGCCUUCUCCGGCGUCGGCGUCGCCCCCGUGUUGGGUCCUCGCCGCGAGCUCGGAGGGGGUGUUUGGGAUCGCGCUCACAGCACCGGACGGGGCCCCGGAUCCCGAUGUUAGGACCUUUAUCGGCCACGGCGAUUAUGUCCGCGGGAUGUCUUUCACCCCGGCGCGGACGCUGCUCACCGUCUCGGAUGACCGCACAGCAAUCGAGUGGGCGCUCCCCACGGCCGAGCCAAUUCGCCAGGUUCAACUGCACGAGGGGCUCGUCAUGGCCUCGGCGUUGUCCGCCGCGGGGGACGCCUUCGCGAGCGGGAGUGAUACUGGCGAAAUCCGUGUCUGGCGGCUGCCUUUUCAGACGGAGCGGCUCGUGGGAUGA